Colletotrichum gloeosporioides is the source of this 2022-nucleotide messenger RNA. Its product is annotated as ABC1 family protein C10F6.14c. The record is from RefSeq and is a predicted model, not a curated record. The coding region runs from base 1 to 2022 and encodes 673 amino acids. The transcript has 2 exons. NCBI's taxonomy places the organism in Eukaryota, Fungi, Ascomycota, Sordariomycetes, Glomerellales, Glomerellaceae.
AUGAUGCGCCAAAGCAUAGCCGCCCUCUCCGCGAGGCCAGCGGCGUCCCGGUGCCUCCAAGUCUCCCCCGCGGCGCGCAUCCUCAACCCAUCCAUCCGCUUACGCCCCUCCACGACAACAAGACCACAACCACCCGGCAAGACAGCAACCUCACAACGCACAAUCCAUUCGACAUCUCGCACCGGAUCCCGCUACGAACCCCUCCGCCCGCCGUCCCCCGCCUCCCUCGGCGCCCCGAAGCGCGCCCGCACAUACCCCAAGGGCCGCAAAUGGACCCGCCGCCUGCUCAUCCUCUCCGCCGCCGUCGGCACCGUCUACCUACUCGAUUCCCACAUCUACGCUUCCGGCCUCGGCCGCUCCCUCCGCACCUUCGGCACCGGCCUCCUCGUCGCCCUCGACUACAAGCUCAACUUCCGCCCCGUCCCGCUCACCGGCGGCUCCGUCCAGGACCUGCACCGCCGCAACGCCGAGCGCCUGUUCGACCUGCUGCGGCACAACGGCGGGCUGUACCUCAAGAUCGGCCAGGCCAUCGCCAUGCAGAGCGCCGUGCUCCCGCCCGAGUUCCAGAAGAUGUUCGCGCGCAUGUUUGACGACGCGCCGCAGGGCGAGUGGUCCGACGUCGAGGCCGUCAUCCGCGAGGACUUUGGCGGGCGCUCCGUCGAGGAGGUCUUCGGCGUCAGCUUCCGCGGCGAAGAAGGCAAGGGCCUGAUGGAGCGCCGCGCAAGAGCCAGCGCCAGCGUGGCGCAGGUGCACUGGGCGCGGCUGCCGGACGGCCGGGAGGUGGCGAUCAAGAUCCAGAAGCGCGAGAUCGCGAAGCAGAUCUCGUGGGACCUGUGGGCGUUCAAGACGGUCGCGUGGAUCUACAGCCGGUGGUUCGACCUGCCGCUGUACAGCCUCGUGCCCUUCAUCACGGAGCGGCUCGAGCUCGAGACGGACUUUGAGAACGAGGCCAAGAACUCGGAGACGAUGCGCGCGCUGAUCGACGGCGAGCGCAGCCUGCGCGGCCGCGUGUACGUGCCCAAGGUCUACCCGGAGCUGUCGACGAAGCGCGUCAUGACGACGGAGUGGAUCGAGGGCGUGCGGCUGUGGGACAAGCAGGGCAUCAACGGGCGCUGGCUCGGCGGGUACGGGAACGGGUCGCCGGGCGUCAAGGGCGCGACGACGCUGGACGCCCCCGACGCGGCGGCCGUGCGGCGGGAGCUGCGCGAGCGGCCGUACCGGGAGCAGCUGAAGCCCGAGCGCGGGGACAAGGAGGUGAUGACGACGAUGGUGGACCUGUUCUCGGCGCAGAUCUUCAAAUGGGGCGUGGUGCACUGCGACCCGCACCCGGGCAACAUCUUCAUCCGGCGGCUGCCGAGCGGGCGGGCGGAGCUGGUGCUGAUCGACCACGGGCUGUACGUGUACAUGACGCCGACGUUCCGGCACCAGUACGGGGUGUUCUGGAAGGCGCUGAUGACGUUCGACAACAAGACAAUCGAGCAGGUGACGGAGGCGUGGGGGAUCAAGGCGGCGGACCUGUUUGCGAGCGCGACGCUGAUGCGGCCGUACGAGGGUGGGGACGAGCGCACGCGCAACGGCAUCAUGAAGGAGCUCGAGGGCAAGACGCCGGCGGAGCGGCACUACGAGAUGCAGCAGCGGAUGAAGCAGGGCAUCCGCGACAUGCUGGCCGACGAGGAGAAGUGGCCCAAGGAGCUUAUUUUCAUUGGGAGGAACAUGCGCAUCGUGCAGGGGAAUAAUCAGUACCUCGGCAGCCCUGUGAACCGCGUCAAGAUGAUGGGCCAGUGGGCGUCGCGGAGCCUGUACGAGGACCCGAACCUGCCGUGGGCGAGACGGGUGGGCAACGCGUGGAGGCAUUUCGUGUUCAAGGGGGUGUUGGCGCUGACGGAUGUCGCGUUCUACUUUUUCAAGAUCAGGCAGUGGCUGGGCUUUGGUGGAGGCAUGGAAGACGAGAUGGAGAAGAGGAUGAAGGAUAUUGCGCAGGAUUUCGGUGUUGAGCUGCAGCAUGAGGUGUUUGAGGGGUAG